AUGUUGUUGUGGUACAAGCUUCGCUCCAAACCAGGGAAAAAGGAAAAGGAGAGAGGUGAGAUUGAAGUGGAUAUCCAGUUUAUGAGGAGCAACAUGACAGCCAGUAUGUUUGAUCUGUCCAUGAAAGACAAGUCUCGCUCUCCCUUUGGCAAGCUCAAAGACAAGCUCAAGGGGAAGAGGAGCAGCGGCCUUUCUGACACGGCAUCGGCAAUCAUUCCCAGCACAACUCACUCCCCCGUUGACAGUGAAGAUGAGUCCGUUGAGAAGGAAAAGAAGAAAUCAAAGUUCAAAACCCUGUUUUCCAAACCUGGCCUGCAGAAGACCUCCCUCUCCCAGUCCAUGUCAGUCCUUCCGACACAGCAGCCCGUCACCGAGAGGGUUCGGCUUCGGCCCAGCGACUUCCAGUCGCAAUGGGACGAUGAGGAGUCUGAGACCUCUCCAACCUCAGAAAAAGCCUUUGGAAAUGCCGUGGAAGAGAAGUCCUCUCCUUCUCCUGUAUUUAAAUCUCGUAAAACAGCAACUUUGGACAGCAGGCAACUAAACCAAGUAACCACUAACCACACCAAGAAAGAAGGGCUCUCUUUAUUCAGUGGCCUUAAAUCCAAAACCGAUCCCAUUUCCAAGUCUAGUCUGUGUAUCAAUGGCAGUCAUGUUUAUAUGGAAGAGAGCGUAAAGAAGGACAACACUCCAGCCUCUUCCCCCUCUCCUCACAACUUCAGGAGAAAGCAGCUCUUUGCUUCAGAAGAGAACCUGUCUUCUGGAUCUACUAAAGGACCUGAAGAGAUGGGAAGAACAUCUCCUAGUCAUGCUUUCUCUGGGUCUGCAUCUCUGGAGACCUUUAAAUCUAUGACUUUGCCAUCAUACAAAUUGCUUAGCAGUGAAGAAUACCUGGAAACCAGUGUUCCUCCGAGUGUCGAGGUUAUUAAAGAGACCAAAAAACCAGACCACAAAAAGUCUGCCUUGCUGUCUCUGGUCACUGGGAAGAAGGAAGCAGUGAAGACCAGUGAUGCUGAGAAUGUUCCUGACAGGACCCCGCAGGAUGAAGAAAACAAAGUUCCAGAAGAGAAGAGUGAACAAGAGGCUAAACGUCUUGAACUUCCAGCAAAUUUAAGCAGAGGGAAUCCUUCAGAAGACAGUCACCGCGCAGAAGGCAUCUUUGCAAAUAAGCAGCCGCUCAACCCUUUUGAGGAAGAACGGAAACCUGAAAAAGCUACUGCACCGGCGAAGACCAAAGCUGUCAAGCCCAGACUGGGCGUGUCUUCAGAGGAGGAAACCAAAGCCACGCUUCCUACUCUUGCACCUGAUUCCCUUCCUGCUUUUCUUUCUGUACACCGUAUCAGUAGUGACAAUAAUCCUUUUAUUUCUAAAAUGGGACAAAAUGUCCAACCCUACUCUUCCUCUCAUUCCCUUCUCUCUGAUGCCCCAAGUCGUAGAGCAGAGUCUCCGAAAAAGCCAACAGCCGAGGGCUUCGCAGAUAAAGCAGGAAAUUCUGGCAAGAAGAAGCUUCUUCAGGCAUGGGUUUCACCCUCUGAAACAUAUCCUAACCAAACUCAGCAGAGUGGUGAAACCGUGUCUCCUAAGCACAGACUCCAUCCUGUGAAGCCAAUGAAUGCCACAGCAAACAAGUCUCAAAGUAAAAACCUGAAUGUCAUCAGCACUAUGAAUGAAAAGCUGCUCGAGAUGAAUGUGAAGAAAUAUGAUCCUUCAGAUCCUGCGUAUGCUUAUGCUCAGCUAACACACGAUGAGCUGAUCCAGCUGGUCUUGAAACAGAAGGAUACAAUUACCAAGAAAGAUGUCCAGGUGCGUGAGCUUGAAGACUACAUCGAUAACUUGCUUGUCAGAGUCAUGGAAGAAACCCCAAACAUUCUUCGUGUUUCAGCGUCUGGAAACAAAAAAGCUGGAAAGAUGUAAAAGCUCUCGGGACAUUG
This is a messenger RNA of Haliaeetus leucocephalus (bald eagle), 1928 nucleotides long. RefSeq names its product RAB11 family interacting protein 1 (class I) (gene RAB11FIP1). NCBI's taxonomy places the organism in Eukaryota, Metazoa, Chordata, Aves, Accipitriformes, Accipitridae. Gene Ontology annotation, biological process: regulated exocytosis. The record is from RefSeq and is a predicted model, not a curated record. The coding region runs from base 1 to 1911 and encodes 636 amino acids. Gene Ontology annotation, molecular function: small GTPase binding. The transcript is spliced from 7 exons. Gene Ontology annotation, cellular component: intracellular membrane-bounded organelle.